Molecule: messenger RNA, 1254 nt
Organism: Doryrhamphus excisus (bluestripe pipefish)
Lineage: Eukaryota; Metazoa; Chordata; Actinopteri; Syngnathiformes; Syngnathidae
Gene: socs1a
Product: suppressor of cytokine signaling 1a
Biological process (GO): intracellular signal transduction; phosphatidylinositol phosphate biosynthetic process
Cellular component (GO): phosphatidylinositol 3-kinase complex
Molecular function (GO): 1-phosphatidylinositol-3-kinase regulator activity
Source: RefSeq, a predicted model, not a curated record
ACUAAUCAGCGCGCAGCUGUCAUGUGUUCCUGCGGUUGAAAGUAUUCCUAUAACCCAGCCGUUUGAUACUAAAUGAACACUUUUGGUUUCGUUUCCUCGACACAAGUAGGCGGGGCAUAGCCUACUUGCUUUAAAAACACUGUGGUCUGCCCUGCAAUGUAUUCAUCAGAAGGGAAGUGUGUCCACGGCAACACGCAAACACACGCAGAGGCUCACUGACAGCUCACUGUGUUUACUUUCCUGCACUGGACUGCUCCACUGGGAUUAAAGUCAAGCAAACACGGAUGCCAGUGUGGUGGUCAGAAAUGGGCCAGGGUUUGGGGCCUCCUAUAGGAUGGUAGCCAACAGCGCGGUAGAGGACAAGCAUCACUUGUCAACAUCCUCAGCGUCACCUGAUCCGGAUCAGCUUCAGCACCGGGACGACGCUCCGAACCCCAAGCAGAAGUCUGCGUCCGUGGCCCCCAAGUACAGCACCCACUUCCCCACGUUCAAUUGCAAGGAGGACUGCAGCGUCAUCACGGACACUGCGUCCCAGCUGGAGCUCAGCGGUUUCUACUGGGGUCCUCUUGGAGUUGAGGAAGCCCACCGCAUGCUUAGGGACGCCCCCCUGGGAAGCUUCCUCAUCCGGGACAGCCGACAAAAGGACGUGUUUUUCACGUUGUCCUAUCACGCCAAAAGCGGCCCGGUUAGCGUACGCAUAGACUACAAACGACAUAAUUUCUCAUUAGCGGGAAACGAGCGAACUUUCUCCACACUCUUCGCCCUCUUGGAGUACUACAUCAACUGCCCCAAAAGGAGCUUGAAGACCCCGUACAGGAAAUGGAAACCGACGCUACAAGAACUCUGCAGGAGACGCGUCAUGGAGAUCUGCGACGGAGCGACGCAAGUCUCGGAGUUGCCGCUAACCAAAGUGGUCCAAGAUUUCCUUAUGGAAUUUCCUUACCAGUUAUGACUUUGUUCCGCGUCGGAGUGAUCCUCUUCUUUCGGACACACCAACGGUCUUCAACCUUCAGGAAACAAGAAGACACAGAAUUAUUAUUAAAGGACAUCUUAACAGGUCUCGGAAGAACCAUAAUAAUAAUAAUAAGUGUGCCUUUUACAUGAGUUAUUUUUGUAGCCUGUUGCAAUACUCUAAUUAUUUCCAUGUUUACAUAUACAUAUGAAUGUUUUCGUGGUUCACUGUACUGUAUCAGAGGUAGUCCCUCUAGUUCAAGCAUGUCUGCCAAGCAGAUAUAUUAUUUUAUAGAAAUAAAA